GCAUUAAUAUAAUAGCACAUAUUGCUAGUAAAAUGAAGAAAAAAAUUGUAUCGACUAUUAAAAGUGUUGGCUCUUGGAUUGGUCUUACAGUUGAUGAAAGCACUGUAUUUGGAAUAAGCUACCUCAUUCUGUACCUCAGAGGGGAUGUAACAGGAGAAGGUGAGAUUGAAAACAUAUUUUUGGAUUUGAUUGAGCUGGAGGAAGGAACAACUGCUGAUGCCAUAUACAAAGCAGUAAAAAAGAGUCUCAUGGAAGCUGACCUGGAUGAUGAAUAUCUCAAGUCUCAUCUGAUUUGCAUAACAACUGAUGGGGCAUCUGUGAUGACUGGAAGAGAAAGUGGUCUUAUCACAAGGCUAAAAAAAGACUACAGUCUACUGGAGAGUAUCCACUGCCUUGCACACAGGCUUGAGUUGUCAGUAAAUGAUGCACUAAAGUCAGUCACAGGUUGCAAUUACUUUGAGAUAUUUAUUUCAAAACUGUACACACUGUACCAUCAGUCCCCAAAGAAUGCAAGACAACUGGCAGAGGCAGCCUCUCAGGUCAAUGUCAGCCUGCUUAAGAUUGGUCAAAUCUUUACCAUUCGUUGGGUAGCAAGUAGUUUUUUGACAGUACAAGCUGUUUGGAGAGACUACCCUGCUUUGGCUGAACAGAUGAAAAAAGCAGCUGAAGAUGGAUCACGUUGUGAUGGAGAAAGAAAAAAAUUCAAUGGCCUUUUGAAUCACAUCACAGCCACUGGGUUUGUUAAAGACCUGGCAACUAUAAAAGAUGUGCUACGUGAACUUAGGAGUCUAUCUCUAAAACUGCAAAACAGAAACACUUCUCUUAUGGAUGCCACACAAGAAAUAAAAAUGACAAUUGAGGUGUUGAAGGCUUUCAAAACCACCCCAGGGAAGUCAAUGGACAAAGCAGAGGAAAGUAUUCAGUCUGGAGAAUUUAAAGGAGUGCCCUUGCAUUUCAGCAAAGAACAUAUAAAUAGACUGCAGUUCCUCCAAGCACUCAUUGACAGUCUCUCUUCAAGAAUGCCUGACACUAAGCUUACAAAAAUUGUAGCACCACUGAAUCCUGGUAACUGGCCAAAAUCCAGAGACCUUCUUGUUCUCUUUGGGGAGAAAGAAAUCCAUGACCUGGCAAAGAUGCUUGGAGUAUCAAGUAGGGAAGCAGUUGAAGACUUCAGAAACUGGAAGCUCAACAAUGACCAGAAUGGAAAGGUCCUCAAAAAACUGUUGAAUGCCAGUAAAACAUACCUGGCAAGUUCUGCUGAGUGUGAGAGAGGCUUUUCUGCCCUCAAUGCCACUGCCACAGAUGCUAGGAAUCGCCUUCGUGUUAGGAGCCUCUCUGCUGUUCUUUUCAUUGACCUUAAUGGCCCCCCUCUAAACAUGUUUGAUCCUCAACUCUAUAUUCAGUCCUGGCUUAAGGAGAAACAUUGUCUGUCUACAGCCAGUAAAACAGGGAGAGACAUAUCUGCCCAAAAAAUCAGGCCGCUGUGGGCCAUUCUAUCCAGUGGAAAAUGA
This is a messenger RNA of Paramisgurnus dabryanus, 1511 nucleotides long. Its product is annotated as E3 SUMO-protein ligase KIAA1586-like. NCBI's taxonomy places the organism in Eukaryota, Metazoa, Chordata, Actinopteri, Cypriniformes, Cobitidae. The record is from RefSeq and is a predicted model, not a curated record.